Epithele typhae is the source of this 1785-nucleotide messenger RNA. Its product is annotated as FAD-binding domain-containing protein. The record is from RefSeq and is a predicted model, not a curated record. Gene Ontology annotation, molecular function: oxidoreductase activity; FAD binding. Bases 1 to 1785 code for a protein of 594 amino acids. The transcript has 7 exons. Lineage: Eukaryota; Fungi; Basidiomycota; Agaricomycetes; Polyporales; Epitheliaceae.
AUGCCGCAUCUCGAAAGCUUUGGCCAUGUGACUAUCCUCUCCACGAACACUAGUGCAGCGCCUUCCACUACAUCAUGUCGCUGCCUUCAUGGUGACUCUUGUUGGCCCUCCGACUCCAACUUUGCCGCACUCGCCGCCCGAGUCUCGCAGCCUCUCCUUCAUCCUGUUCCCCCCGCCCGCCCAUGCUACGCCGACGAUCCCAGUUCCGCUGCGUGCGCAGCAGUCACGAGUCAUUGGACGGAUGGCGUUUGGCGUUCGGACCACAGCGGGGCGAUGCAAGCUCCCAAUUACGAGACAUUCACCUUUCCCAACGGCACGAUCGAAGCUUGCUACAUCAACACCACUCUGGGUGUGCCUUGUGGACAGGGCAGCGUAUCUGUCAUCGGCGUUGAUGCGCGAGAACCUGCCGACGUUCAGGCUGCCAUCAAGUUCGCUGCGCAGCACAAUUUGAGGCUCGCCGUGAAAAGCACUGGGCAUGACUACCUUGGACGAAGCAACGGUAGAAGUUCUUUCCUUCUGUGGACUCACAACAUGAAGAACAUCACCAUCCAUCCUACCUUCACUCCCGCUGGCGCACCCAAAAACGAGACCUACGACUUCGCUAUCACACUUCAAUCCGGGGUACAGUGGUUUGAAGCAUACAAUGCCGUCACGGCUGUAAAUCGCACCAUCGUCGGUGGUGCCUCCCCAGGCGGGUCCGUCGGAGCUGCGAGCGGUUGGCUUCUCGGAGGCGGCCACAGCGCUUUAUCGCCGUCUUACGGUUUAGGCGUCGACAACACGCUCGAAAUCACAGCCGUCACCGCCGACGGAGUGCUCGUUACUGCGUCCGCGUACCGGCACUCGGAUCUCUUCUGGGCUCUCCGUGGGGGCGGCGGCGGUUCCUUUGCCGUCGUUCUCUCUGUGACGUACCGCACGCAUCCCGCCGUCCCCGCCGUAGGCGUGUUUCUCACCGCAUCGAGCAACACCUCCGUCCCGAACCCGGCUCUGCGCAGCGCCACCACCGAACUCGUGCGCCUGAGCCCCGCGCUGACCAACGCGGGAUGGGGCGGGUACGCAGACUUGCAGCAUUCCGGUUCGACCUGGGAGCUCACGCUCUUCGCCAUCGUGCCGAACGUCUCGUGGGCGACCGCCAACGCGAGCAUGGAGCCCUUGCUCUCUUUCGUCCGCGGCCUCGCGAGCAACUCCACCGGGGAUGGGGGACUGACGGUGCUCAUCGCGGAAACCUUGCCGUUCGGCAGCUGGGCGGAGUGGUACGACGCGCUGGGCUUCAACAGCACGAACUCGGAGACGUCGAGCGAGGUCGGGGUGAACGUGGAGCUCGGCUCGCGCCUGAUCCCCCGGUCCCUUGUCGAAGGCGAGCCCGAGCUCGUGGCGGACACGCUGCUCGGUCUGGGUGUGGGGUUCCUAUACUACCUCGUCACUCCCGGUGGUGAAGCUGCGAGCUUGGGCGACCAUGCUGCGGGUGUGAACCCGGCUUGGCGGCAUGCCGUUGCGCACGUUGUUAUCGGUACAUCGUGGGCCGAAGGUACGAGCGAGGCGGACAUCGACGUCCUUCGUGCUGCACUGGAAAGCGACACUGCGAAGCUACGAUCCCUGGCUCCGGAUUCGGGCUGCUACUUCAAUGAGGCAUCGCGCUUCGAGCCUAACUUCCAGCAGGCGUUCUUUGGCUCGAACUACCCUGUACUGAAAAGAAUCAAGGCGAAGUAUGACCCCAACGAUCUGUUCAUCGUCACAAAGGGAGUGGGUUCGGAGGACUGGGAUGACUCUUUGACUUGUCGCCUGUAA